Messenger RNA from Cylicostephanus goldi, 744 nucleotides. Lineage: Eukaryota; Metazoa; Nematoda; Chromadorea; Rhabditida; Strongylidae. The record is from the annotation of a GenBank genome assembly.
AUGUUUUCGGCACGAAAUGCUGGCCUGCUGGCAUGUGCCUUCUCCACUGGAGCCCUUCUGGUUUGCCUCUUCUAUAUGCCAGCUUUAGUUGUGAAGAUUCAGAACAUCAACGAUCAGCUUCGAGUCGAUUCGGACGAGUUCCGCGUUAUCGCUGACAUGACAUGGACGGAGCUGUCAAAAGCUCGACUUAGCGAUGCAGGGAGGAUCAGGAGGCAGGUGAGGGUGGAAAGUGGGCCAUUACUUUUGGAAAAAAAUUCAUCAGCCUAUGGUGCACCUCCCCCACCACCAAAAAAGACCACCUAUACGUUGCCGACAUCAUACGUGAAGGAGGAUGCGUUUGUUGAAAGCGCCGUUGAAAAAUAUAAGCAAAAAACUUUAGACUGCGACGCUAACAACGCUUGCCCUCCAGGACCUCCUGGAGCUCCUGGAAAGCCAGGAAUGGAUGGUGAGCCAGGAGCACCUGGAAAACCUGGAGCCCCAGGACUUGCUGGCAUUGCUCCUCCCGUCACGAUUGACCCUCAACAAGGCUGCCGAGUUUGUCCACAUGGUCCUCGUGGACCACCAGGACCUCCUGGAGAGGCUGGACCAAUGGGACCGGAAGGAAUACCGGGAAAUCCUGGACGACAAGGAGAAGCUGGCCGCGAUGGAUAUCCUGGACAACCUGGAAUUCCUGGAGAGAGUGGUAAACCAGGAAAGGUUGGAGAGCCAGGAGUACCUGGUAGAGAAGGUGUUCGCGGUGCGAAG